Polyodon spathula (Mississippi paddlefish) is the source of this 4096-nucleotide messenger RNA. RefSeq names its product carbohydrate sulfotransferase 7-like. The transcript has 2 exons. Gene Ontology annotation, biological process: carbohydrate metabolic process; N-acetylglucosamine metabolic process. NCBI's taxonomy places the organism in Eukaryota, Metazoa, Chordata, Actinopteri, Acipenseriformes, Polyodontidae. Gene Ontology annotation, molecular function: chondroitin 6-sulfotransferase activity; N-acetylglucosamine 6-O-sulfotransferase activity. Gene Ontology annotation, cellular component: Golgi membrane. The record is from RefSeq and is a predicted model, not a curated record. Bases 94 to 1323 code for a protein of 409 amino acids.
UUAACUCUAAAAGUUUGCUGUAAGAGGCUCUCUGUUCAUAUAGAGCGCUGCUAAAUCAUUGAUGCGUGCGUCCUCCCUUCACCGGCAAAGGAAAUGAUGAGACUGCAGAAAAAGUACUUGAUUUUAAUCAUCGGGUACUCUGUAGUGCUUCUGUUGAUCCCCUACGUGCUGGAUUACAGUAAAACGGACCCCCGCUUUCAACCUGGACUGCAGAAGCAGAGGUGCCCAGAUUUGGAGAACUCUAUGGGGUUGUGGAAUAUAGAAGAGAAAGCCAGCAACGAAACCGGUGUGGCGGAGGAAAAGGGCAACGGAGGCAAGACGAAAACGUUCAUUUAUUUGCAUGCUACCUGGAGGACAGGCUCUUCUUUUUUAGGGGAAUUAUUCAACCAGCAUCCCGAUGUGUUUUAUUUGUACGAGCCGAUGUGGCACAUGUGGCAAACCCUGUACCCCGGGGACGCGGAGAGCCUGCAAGGGGCACUGCGAGACAUGCUCGGCUCGCUUUUCCGAUGCGACUUCUCCGUCUUAAAACUGUACAUGGCGACCCCAAACCUCACCACUGCGAGCAUAUUCGGCUGGAAAAAAAACAAGGUGAUCUGUUCGGAGCCUCUGUGCUCCGCGUACAAAAAGGACGAAAUUGGCUUGAUAAACGAGUCGGCUUGCCAGAAGUGUCCGGCGAGGGACAUCAAGUCUCUGGAACGAGAGUGCAGAAAGUACCCCGUCGUCGUCAUCAAAGACGUGCGCGUUCUGGACCUCGGGGUUCUCGUGCCCCUGAUGCAGGACCCCUCUCUGAACCUGCAGGUCAUUCAGCUGUUCCGGGACCCCCGGGCAGUGCACAACUCAAGGCUCAAAUCGAAACAGGCGCUGGUGCGAGAGAGCAUCCAGGUGCUGAGGAGCAAGCAGCGCUCGGACAAACACAAGCGGCUGGCGGUGCCCAACAGGUCGCAGCGCGCUGACAGUUACGUGUCCAGCGCCAUGGAGGUGAUUUGCGAAAGCUGGCUUAAAGACCUUCUGCUCAUCAGGAGUGCACCCCGAUGGGUGACGCGGAAUUACCUUAGUCUCCGCUACGAGGACCUCGUAUUGCAUCCCGUUAAGCAAUUGCAGAGUCUGUUCCGCUUCUCCAACCUCACCCUCUUACCAGCCAUUGAAAACUUUGUGCUCAAUAUGACCCAGGGUGAUAAGUACUCUUCGGAUAAACCCUUUCUGAUCUCUUCAAGGGAUGCCAAGGAGGCCAUACACGCUUGGAGAGAGCGGUUGAGUCUGGAGCAGGUCCGUCAGGUCGAGGCCUAUUGCAGCGAGGUCCUGAGCCUGUUAAUGUAUCAUUAAAUAAACACGGAGACAACGGAAAGACUUCAAAGAAACAAAAGCAAGGAAACUGACAUUGAAGAGAACAAAGUGCACAAGCUACUGUACGUCAUCACUGAUUCACAAUGCCCAGAGGUAGACAGAAGAGAAGAGCAAGUAUAGGACAGCUGGAGAUUGCUCUACUGCCCUACUGCCCUGCACAGCAGCCUGGGGAAAGGAACUUUCAAAUCAAAUCUAUUUGCUGUUUUCAGAGUCCGUUUUGCAAAUGGUUGGCAAUUCCAGUACCGGAGGAGCCAACCUACCACAGGUUUAAUAAAUAUAGCUGGGCCAGGUAUAUUUAAAAUGAUUAGAUACAGUGUGUGGCUAGAGGAAUAACUGGUUCAAUUUAAACACUUAAGGACAUGAAGACGUGCCCUGGAAUAAGAAAGACUGCCUCCCUCUCCCGCUCCCUGUUUACAGCAACACGAUUGCAUGCAGCAUUUCGACAAGGGAGUGUUUCACCUUUUAUAAUCCGUUCUGUAGCCCUGAAGAGAGGGGGAGGGAAGAUGAUAAUCAUCAUGUUGCCUGGGGCACAGCUUUAUUCCAUGCAGGUGUGGGGUUUCUGUCUUUUUUUUUUGGCCAGCACAAGCAAAGCAAGGUUUUAAAUAGAAAAGGGCUGACCUGGUUAUUUAUGUUUUAAACUUGCUAAAUGUAAAGUCAUUUGACACUAUCAUUGUAGGAAGCCAGUGAGCACAGAGCAAUGAAACCUUAUGGCAGGUGGAGACACCAAACACUGGACAGUGAGAUACUGAACUAGGAGCAUCACCGCCACAGCUUGCCAUGGCCCUAUAGUCUGUAGCUGAUACCACUGCAACAGCUGAAUAGAAACACUGUUUGUCUCAUAUCAAAAGAGUAGAAAAGCAGCAUUUUUCCCCAAGGGAGAGCUCUGAAGAGGCAGAACUGAAAAGCUGUAACAAAUUAAAAUGUGAAGCAAUACAAAAAAUAUUCAUGUGAUCCAGUGCUGUUUACAUCCACAAAAAGAAUGACCCUGCUAUUGAAACUAAGCUAUUAGUCUAUUGUACUGCAUGUAGUAUAACACGAAGAGUCUUAUUUCAAAAUAAGAGUUGAUUUUAAUGUUUUAUCCACGAGUAGGAAAGAGUAUAGAAAUAGGGCCAGACUGCUUGUGCUUUCAGAAUUUAAAUGUCAUUUCAAGCUGUACAUUUACAUUAGCUGGCCCAAUAAAAGAGUAACACUGUAACAGCAGCAUGUAGCAAAGGCUUGCGUGUAGACGUGAUGUCACACAGUGGCAGCCCUGGCAGUAUAUCAAAGUUGAUCCUGUUGCAGGUCAGGUUAAGUGAAGUUGGCUAGACAACUUACCUGACAGACUCUAUUAGAUAAUAUAUGCUCUGUUGGUACUUUUGCAUCCUUUACAGACCAUCCCAGAUCCAUUUCCCACAGUAAAAGUACAGCAAAGUGUAAUAAAGCACAAUGAAAGCAUGGUAAAUCCCAGAGAGGCAUAUUAAUAAACAUGGCAAACCAGGGUAAACACAUAUAUAACCAUGGGGAAAAGCAUGGCAAAAGUGCAAUAAUGCCAUGGUAAACUUUUCCAAGGCAUGUUAGAGAGCGACUGGAAUUCCACACCCUAAGAGCUGGCUGUAAGGGAUAGUCACAUAUCCCUUCAGAACAACUGAAACUCCUUGCAGACUCAGCUUGUCAAACCAGGCCGUUUCUGCCUCUGUGGGAUUACCCUUUUGGCAGUGUUGUGGCAGCUCUUUCUAAUGUUUUGGUUGAACCAGUACAGAAUCCUGGCAUGUCUUGUUAUGUUUCAAGAGAGGAAUGUGUGUUGAUGACUGCUGAGUAUUACACAUUACAGUUCUCACUUUUCUACAGCUGGAAAUUGUGUGCAAAUGCAGAUUUUAUAGCAUUAAGAAAACGGAACAAGCUGCUUUUUUUCUUUUAGAAGGUAGGUUUUUCCAGUUCUGUUAACAUAGAUCUGCAUUUCUUAAGAACCUAAACUAUGUGGGUUAUUCCACUGUAGCACAGAACCCCACCUAUACAAUUAUAGAGGUGUGCGUCACAGCCUCCCAAUACAAAGUGGAGCUUAACCUUGAUUUGUUUCUGGACAUGUUUUAAAUGUACAGUACAAUAUGCUGUCAUGUAUGGACACUACUUAUUUAGAUAAACCCUAAAUGUAUUUUUUUUUGGUGGAGCAUGAAAGCGUUAUCAUUUCCCAAAGACACAUUGCACAUGAAAGGGAGAAUGAGAGAGCCACGUCAGAUACCGUGUAUGCAUGCCAUAGAAAGAUAGAGCCUCCAAAGGACAAAACCUCUUAUCAAUAAAAGCAACAAUGUCAUGCAGCUCCUGUUUCUACGUGUCUGCUGUUAUCUUGGGUGCCCAGAACGUCUUAGUGCAAGAUUACUGCUAGAGGAAGUAGUGUGUGCAGACCUACAGUGCGCGAUUAAUGCCACCAGAUUGACUCAACAAAUCACUUACCGCCGUGCAGCUUUUGGGGACAUUUGUCAUCCUUGAGCUUCAGUUCACCUCUAUAUCACAUAAAAGUGCUUCAAAAAAAGGUCAGUGUCAUUCAGCCAUUUAAAGCUUUAUUGUAACAAUAACGCAGGAGCAGACUAUCUUCGAUCACAGCCUCUCCAGCUGGAAUACGUACAGCAUUACAGGUUUCCAUUCUGUGAAACAUGUCUCUCCUUUCUAGGAUUUAAGGAUGAACUUUUCUACUAUCAAAGAACAAUAGCUUAAGACAAUAUUAACAUAAUCUCUAUUAAAUAGUGUCCUGCAAGAUGUUACACCCACUAUGCAG